This is a messenger RNA of Phaeodactylum tricornutum CCAP 1055/1, 1498 nucleotides long. RefSeq lists its product with no specific name. NCBI's taxonomy places the organism in Eukaryota, Bacillariophyta, Bacillariophyceae, Surirellales, Neidiaceae. The transcript has a single exon. Bases 47 to 1420 code for a protein of 457 amino acids. The record is from RefSeq and is a predicted model, not a curated record.
GUCGAUUGCCACUGUUGCUUUCAGGAUUGUACACCCAGGUAGCACCAUGAGAUUCACCAAGAUGCUAGAAAAGGCGGCUACGGCUGUCACCACCAGUAAGAAGAGGAACUUCAAGUCGCUGGCUCUUUCGGUUUAUUUCAAGCAGCCAGACCUUGGAAUGAAGGAUUACGAAAUUCUGAGCCGGGCUUCCGCCUUUUUGUUGGGUAUCGAUCCACCGGAACGCAAACCCGAGGGACCGUAUGGUCAUCUAGAAAUAUUGGAAGAAAGAAGGAAAACGCGCGAGUUUCAGCAUCGAAAGAAGUUUACACCGGCUGGUGGGGAAGGGCGCGAGAUCAUGGACCUGAGCUGGUUGGAGUUUGUGCCGCGCGAAGUGCGGCCACAAGUCCAUAUUGUUGCUUCCAGUCACGUGCUCUCGCCGUUUCUCUGGAAAGACUACUAUCCACAGGACUGGUUGACGCAAGUACGCCAAGAGCAUUGUACCUAUGCUUUAGAAGUCUUCGAUUCCGAAAAUCCGAAUGAAUCGUUGGCGAAGAUCGGGCUCGAUUCUACUCCGUUCCAUCAUCCCGAAGGGCGGGAUAUCUCUGUUAUACAUUUUAAAGAAGAAGAAUCUUCCUUAAAGACGCUGAAAAAUCUUGGGGUAAAAAUUCAAUACCUUCGAAGUCCCGAAAAAAUGUAUGAAAAAGGAGAAACGAUGUACUUUGAUGGAUAUGUUGUCUCCGAGCCGAAUACCGCCGAUGACCAACAGUAUGGCUCCAAGCCUGUAAAUCACGGCAACACCAACGACAAAAUCGAAGAUUUGCGCGUGUUUUAUCCACACAAAGAAAUCGGAAAGCUAUCAUUCCAUACGAACGAUCGGUUCUUUGCGACAACGCCCGAGCCCUUACCGGAAGGUCUUUGCGGAGCUCCGGUGUUAGACAGCGAUGGCGAGUUGUGCGGAACCGUUGAAGGUAUUGUCCCCGUUGAUCACAAGGAUGAACGCCUGGCGGGAAGUGCUGCAUUCAUUCCAUCGUAUGUACUGGCCUCAUUUGUCGACUAUGUUGAGCGCGGCUUGCUGCAGCUCAUAAUGCCUGAAGACUUGUUUCAGAUGGCUGUGACCGCCAAGAAAACGAACUCGAUCGGAGGUGGUCUCUUCAAAGCCGACAAGGAUGGUAAUUAUACCAAAGAAACGAAUUGGGAAGAAGCGCAUGAUCGAGCACUGAAGGCGUUGAAGAAACGGUACACCCAAAAAGAAGUGGAUGCUAUUUUAGACACCGUUGCAGAAGAAAGCAAGGAAGUCUUGGAAAUCAUGGAUAGAGAGGGAGGCGAUAUGGACGAGAUAGUGCAGCGUGUCCGUGCUAAAACUAUGCAGAUACGUGCGAUGGUAAGAGAUCAGUAUGAGAAGAAACAGUCCGCUGAAAGUAUGAGAGAGGAGAAAGUUUAGGCAUCCGCGAUAACUCGAAUCAGAAACCGACCACCAAUCCAAACCAUUUUACUUAUUAUAAAAUCAACGUAGUCAUUU